UUAAAGGGGGCAACAUUAACACAGUUCUGCUGGGUUAAUUAAACCAAAAACCACAAUGAACACCUCUGUCAUCAACUCCAGCCUACCACUCAACCACCCCUCUUCGGGUUCAGGCCCCCUGCCCUGGUACGAAUUUGACUUGUGCAAAGACACACCCCAUGCGUUUGUGUUCUGCUACCUCAUCAAGGUCUUUAACCUGGUGGUGGGCUUUCCUGCCAACAUCAUGGUGAUGUGGCAGGUGGCCAGGAAGAAGAGCGACUCCUCCACCUCCGACAUCUUCAUCUUCAACCUGGCCAUCAUCGAUGCCUACUUCUGCCUGAUGACCCCCAUCGAGCUGCUGAACCGCCUACUGCUCAGCGACAAGCAUAUAUGGUACUUCCAGCGCUUCGCCUACGGGAUCAAGGACACCACCCCGCUCUUCCUCACCUGCAUUUGCCUGGACCGCUACAUAGCUGUGGUCCACCCCAUCGUGUUCACCGGCAUCAGGGACAACAAGAUCAGAGUGGCCUUAUCCAUGCUGGUGUGGGGGCUCAUGCUGUCCUGCGCCCUUUGCAAGUCCGUCGUGGGGGAGGACAGCACGAUCAACAUCUUCACCGGGCUGAUCCUGGCCGCCUUCACCAUCAUGGUCUUCUGCAACCUCUCUAUCAUCUGGAUUCUGAGGAAGUCGGUCAUGGGCAAAGAGAAGAUGCACCCCAUGAAGAAGAAAGCCUUCAGAACAGUGGUCAUCACCCUGGCCAUCAUCGUCUUUAACUACCUGCCCCCAGUGGCUCUUUUUCCCUUUGCUGAGUACUACAGCAUCCUUGAAUUCAAGUGUCACAUCAGCGUGAUUGUCUUCUCCUUCAUGGACCUCAGCUCCAGCAUUGAACCCCUGCUCUACAUGUCCAAGAUGGAAAGACCAUCAUGUCUCGCCAACCUCCCCUGCAGCUGCUGCCAAAGCCCUUUCAAAGAGUGAUGUAACGGAAGCAUGUGAGCCGUAUCUACGUAUCUGGUCUGUAUUAGGUUGCAUCUGAAUGGUGCCUUCCAAUUAUUAACUCUGAGUUCAUUAACCAAAUAAAGAUUAUUUGAACGAUGGGCAAAUGGUUUGGA
Molecule: messenger RNA, 1086 nt
Organism: Anguilla rostrata (American eel)
Lineage: Eukaryota; Metazoa; Chordata; Actinopteri; Anguilliformes; Anguillidae
Product: somatostatin receptor type 2-like
Exons: 1
Coding region: 56-952 (298 amino acids)
Biological process (GO): phospholipase C-activating G protein-coupled receptor signaling pathway; positive regulation of Rho protein signal transduction
Cellular component (GO): plasma membrane
Molecular function (GO): G protein-coupled receptor activity
Source: RefSeq, a predicted model, not a curated record